GAGUGAGAGUCGAGAGGGAGGGGAGGUGUGUUCGAGCACAGAGCGUCGAGCUGAAAGUCGGAGCAGGGAUCCGAGCGGUUAAAUAACCCGAGUGCCAGGGUCUGAAGGCCUUUGCGCCGGUCCGGACGGCCUGUGAGGAGGACAUGGGGGAGUUGGGCGGGGAGGCCGAGGCCCCGGCCCCGGCCCCGGCCCAGCAGCGCCGCGAACGGUCCCGGGACGCGGCCCGCAGCCGCCGCGGACAGGAGACGGAGGUGAUGUACCAACUGGCCCAACUGCUCCCGCUACCUCGCGGCGCCGCCGCGCACCUGGACAAAGCCUCCGUCAUGCGGGUGACCAUCAGCUACCUGCGGCUCCGGACCCUGCUCCGCUCCGUGCCAGCGGAGAGCGGUUUGGCCGCGCACUUGAAUGCCUUUUACCUCCGAGCCCUCGAUGGCUUCUUCAUGGUGCUGACGGAAGAAGGCGACAUCGUGUACCUGUCGGAGAACGUGAACAGAUAUCUCGGGCUGACCCAGCUUGCUCUGAUCGGCCACAGCAUCUUUGAGUUCAUCCACCCGUGCGAUGAGGAGGAAGUUAAGGACCUACUGAUGACACGCCAAGGCCUGACGGCAAAGCAGGAGGCCCAGGCCCAUAGGGACUUCUUCAUGAGGAUGAAAUCUACGCUGGUGAACGGGAAACGGACCGUCGCCAUCAAGUCGGCAACGUGGAGAGUGCUGCACUGCACGGGACACGUACAACGGUGCGAGGUGGAGCCCAAAUCUCCUUCAAGCCAGGUCGCCCCAGAGUCUCGGAUGGCCUACCUGCUGAUGAUCUGUGAGCCCGUCCCUGACCCCACCAGCGUCGAGCUUCUGCUGGACAGCAAGUCCUUCCUGAGCCGGCACGGCAUGGACAUGAAGUUCACCUACUGCGAUGCACGAAUCACCGAGCUCUGUGGCCACCGCCCGGACUUGCUGCUCGGACGCACCGCCUAUGAAUUCUACCACUCGCUGGACUCUGACCACAUGACCAAGACGCACCAAAUCUUGCUGAAUAAGGGGCAGGUCAGCUCCGGGCAGUACCGCUUUCUGGCCAAGAAUGGAGGGUACGUUUGGUUGGAGACACAAGCCACUGUGAUCUACAGUGGGGACAACUUUAAGCCUGAAAGCAUCGUCUGCAUUAACUACGUGCUCAGUGAGGUAGUAGAUGACACUCUCAUCCUCUCCCUGGACCAGAACACAAGUCACCAGGAGCCCGCAGUCGAUCCCGGGAAAACCCAGGAGCUGCUCGCCCAGAGGAAGGACAAUCCCACUGGCGUGGAUGAGCUGGCACAGAGCUGUGUCGAUAUCGUCAUCUCCCUGGAUUUAACAGACCGGCUGGAUUCGAGCGCAUUCCACUUUACCAGGAAGCUCUCAGAAGGCGGCGAGGAGCCUUUGAUGCCUGAGGAGUUCUGCAGCCCCGCGCUCUGCAAAUUACUCUCACCCAUCUUCAACCACCGGCUGGAGCCGAUACCCAGCGGUACGGAGCCAGGGCCACGGGACGGAUCCGCCCAGGCGGAGAGACGGGAGACUGUGGUCACCAGGUCAGGUGACACCACCAACUCGAAGUUGCAGGACAUGGACCUGGAGAUGUUGGCACCAUACAUCUCCAUGGAAGAAGACUUCCAGCUGAACAGCUUUGAGUCUUUGAUGGAAGGAACAGAGGGUCUGGUCUGCCCUAGUGAUCACCCAGAGACAGAGUCCAACAAGAGCGCCAGCAAACGGCAGGACAGUCGAGGUCUGGCCAAACUGCUGACCGACUGCAGGAGCACGCAACCUAAAGUGUUGAGCGGCUCGCAACCAGCGCAGCCUGAAGUCCUUGGUGCGGCAGGAGACCCCGUCAUCUCACAGCAGUGCAGCGUCAGCCCUAGUCAGGGCAAGAUCCAGGCGUACGGCCCCAGCAACCAACCCCUUGUGUUCGGAGGGCCGGGAUUUACUCCGACGGUGGAGAAAGCCCUCCGUGCGAUAUUCCAGCCCCAGGACACUGCCAGUCCUGUGGAGACGGGAGUCUGUGAGUCGCUUGGUACUGGGCAGGAUGCAGCAACGCCAAAGGCUGGAGUGGGGUUCGAGACCACUAACCAAUUGGACGCUGGAGGCACAGAGAGUGAGAGCAGCCAGCGCACACCAUCCAAGGACAGCAGAUCAUUCAGUGAGAAGAGUUUCACAGGAGACCAGAAGCAGCAAGAACUCCAGAUACGUGCCCUCUGCAGCCUGAAACGCAAGCAUGGUCCGGAGCACAAGAAUUUGCUGGCAAUGGAUAUUUCAGGAGUUACAGAUCAUCACAGUGUUGGAACAAAGCGAGUGAGGAACAUUGUAACCAGCGCGUCUGCCAACCCUUUCACUCCAACCCCACCAAUGAAACUGACCAUGCACCUGCUCCAGACAGAGGCUCCUGAGCCCCCCCGAGCUGGCUGCUAACAGAACACCCCAGGGAGCAGAGUCAUGAAAUCUCCUUGGACCAUGUCUCUCGAGGCCCUCGCUCCAACCACACAGAACCCCUUCUCUGGCAGACAUCCUCACAGACUUCUUCCUCUGCCUCAGAGGCCGAGGCUUGGCUUGGCUCCUAUGUCUAGCUCAGAGCCGAAGUUUCUCUCGGUACCACUACCCAGUCUUCGGAUGGAUUUAACGUGAAAACUGUGACCCAUAGAUGGGUGAAUGCACAAGGCUCGUGUACCUUCACUGAAGGCGGUACACACCAUUCAAUUUCAAGUUCGUUAUCCUGUACAACCAAACAAAACAACUUUUCAUUCCCUUGCCAGUUCGCUCCACAGCACUGUUCCUAUAUGUUCUCAUUCAUCCAGGUUUUACCACACAGCUACCUCAGUCUAAGGACAAACCUGAAAUAAAACCGUAAUCUACAGACAAUACACAGCAGGUCAGUCAGCAUCAGUGGAGAGAGAAAUGUUUAACACUCGAAGCUAAUGACUUUUGCUGGUAGCUCAUAUAAGACCAUCAGACACAGGAGAAGGAUUAGACCAGUCGGCCCAUUGAGUCUGCUCUCCCAUUCCAUCAUGGCUGAUUUGUUUCCCCUCCUCAGCCGCGUCCUCUUGCCUCCACAGCCGACUGUGGAAAUGAAUUCCACAGGUUCACAAAGAAGUUCCUCCUCGUAAAGACACAGAGUCUGGUGAAGUGAGGCAAAGCAGCAUCAGCUUCAUGGACAGUGUACAGAGUACACGGGAGGAGGUGCUUGCUAUCCUGGGGCAAACCUCCUGACAGGAUGUUCCCUUAGACCCUACGGGAGGCAAGUGCAGAAACUGCCGGGGCCCUAAAUCAUUCUUAGCAACAGGAAAGGCCACAGCAGACUGGAGGAUAGCUAAUGUUAUUCCACUGUGCAAGAAAGGUUCUAAACCAAGAAGUUAUAGUCCUGAGGUUGGGUGGGACUGCAACCCGAGGUCGUGGGUUACAGGUGAGAUGCUUAAAGAGAACAUAAGGGGAAACUUCUUCAUUCGGUGGGUAGUGAGAGUGUGGAAUGAGCUGCCAGUGGAAGUGGUGCGUAUGAGUUCUAUUUCAACAUUUAAGAGAAGUUUGAAUAGCUUAUAGGGAUGGAGGGCUAGAUUCCCAGUGCAGGUCGAUGGAUGUAGGCAGAUCAAAUGUAUUUCCUAUGAUUAUCUCUCUUCUAAAGGGAGGUCCUUAUAUUCAGAGGCUGUGUCCUCUAGUCCUAUUGGACACAUCCACUGUAUCUGGCCUUUCAAUAGUCACUUAGCUCUUUCAUUGUAGAGCUUAAAUCUGUCCUUAACAGCAGUGGCUUGCAUUUUGUCAUUAAUACAGUAAAUAUCCCAAAACAAGCUUAAGCACAGACAGCAGGGGUAAUAAAUAUAGAAAGCUGAUGAGCAAAUCUGUGCUGCAGGUACUUUGCUGAUUUGGCAGUGUCAAUGGAGAUAGAAGCAGGGGUUAAUGUUUUCUGUCACUGACACAGACCCGGGAAAGUAAGAAAACAAGUUCUCGAGUGGGAAGGGUUGAGGGAGAACAAGGUAAAUAUCUGAUACGCCAAUGUUUGUCUACCAAGAGCCAAAGCAUAAAGCCCAGACUCCAGCCAACAUAUCUCUCUGGGUCAUUGGGGCACGCAAGCCUUCCAUCCCAACAACAAGGUGGUGAUCCUCUUGGAGGUCAGGGACUUGAGGUCAUGAGGAAAGAUUGAAUCGAACGAGGGGAGGCGUGCAACUGAUGAGGGGUAUAGAUAGGUAAAUGCAACCAGGCUUUCUCCACUGAGGUGGGAUGAGACUAGAACUAGAGGUUAUGGGUUACUGGUUCAACAUCUGAUAAAGCCUUAGCAUUAUAUGCUCGGUUUUAUAUUCUGGUCCUCUCAAAGUGAAUGCUAACACCACAUUUGCCACAGACUCCAGCAUCGGUCAAGGUCUCCAUGGUGAUGGAGAAGGAGCUUGGUGAAGGGUCAGCCAGCCCUCAGCUCCUUGACCUUAACCCCCACCAGAUGCUUUGAUGAGUUUCUCCCCAUCCCCACCUGUCUAUUCCUGGAUCAGGUGACCACUCUAGAACUAGCAGUCAUGGGUUAAGGGCGUAAAAGGCAAAAUGUUUAAAGAGGAACUUCUUCACUCGGGGUGGUUAGAGUAUGGAAUGAGCUGCCCGUGAAAGUGGCGGAGCAAGUUCGAUGUCGUCUCGAGAGAAGUUUGGAUAUGGACACGGAUGGGAGGGGUAUGGAUUGCUGCGGUCCAGUCACAGAUGGAUGGAACUAGGCAUUUGGAUGCAGAGAAACGUUUACGAGGAUGUUGUCGGGGCUUGAGGAACUCAGUUGUAGGGAACGUUUGAAUAGGUCUGUGGACUAGGCCAGGGGUUCCCAACCUUUUGUUUUCUGCUGUGGACCCAAAGUUGGGAAGCCCUAGACUGGACGGACUGGAGAGGUUGUCUCUGUGCUGCUGUGCCCUGUAAGCCGAGCAUGUACUUGCAGAAGUUAAAACAGGGGCAAUGAUACGUUAUUAGAAAUGAAAUGCAAGUGCGCGUUACUGUAAUGUAAAUGGUCUGCAAGCUAUUCAAAGGAAGGUAGAGCAGCAAGAGGCUAGAAACCAGGCCUUGUGAGAGCAGAGGAGACUUGUGAACCCUUUCCAUCCUUCACUGAGACAGCUCUGAGCCAGUGCACAAGUGGACAGGCAUAAUGGGAGCAGAAGUUGGCAUCAGACCCACUCAAUCCUUGUCACCCUGACUCUUUUUCAAAUUCUACAGUGGUAGUCGCAACCCUGAUAGCAGAAACGUCUUCAUAUUUCCUGUAGAAGGUCUAACUGUUAACCAUGUGUUCCCAAGCUGCACAUACAACACUGAGAAGAAUUCAGCACAGAAAAAAGACCCAUCUGCUGUUCCUGUAGAAAUAUCCUUACUGUGUCUCAUGUAAUGUAAUAUCCCAUGGUGCUACAGAUCUGGGUACCAACAUUGCAGGAAAGCCUCGACAUUUCAAAGCGUUACACGUUGAUCCCCAGUGAACAAAACCCAGGAGAAAAUACCUUGAGGGCAUUAAAACAAGUAAUUUUUAAUUUACUUUUGAUUUUUUUUUGUUUCCUGGAUUUACAUGUAUUAGAGUUUUGAAAGUAGUGAAGAAUUAUUCAUUAGUUAUUGAGGAGUUUUCACAAUCUGAUUGGUGCAGGUGACAGGCUGAGGCUUGAUGGACAUAAGAACCGUCCAUUGUAAGGUGGCAUGGCACAGGAAGGGGGUGGGAUGAAAAUAAAACCUUCAAAAUGACCAAUAGUGACACACACAAAAUGCUGGAGACGGAUAAAGUGUUGGUGUGUUGGGCCAAGGCCAAACUUGUUAUCAAAGGUUCUAAGUAAUAGAAAAGAAUAAACGGUCAAUGUUUCGGGCCGAUGAAGGGUCUUGGCACAAAAUGUCAAUUGUUUAUUCCUUUCUAUUUACUCGCUGAGUUCUUCCAGUAUUUUGUGUGUUGCUCCGGAUUUCCAGCAUCUGCAGAAUCUGGCGUCUAUGCAUUAAUGAAUGUCAUGGGCUGGAAUAACUUACAAUCUGCUGUGAACAGUAAUUCCCUCUCACCAUUCACCAGAAUGAGAAUGGAACUCCCUUACCCCACCAACUGUCCUGUACAGGACAGGAGCUUCCAUUGCCUGGCCUACAGAUUUCCAAUCCAGUCUUAUUGAGUACAACAGCAUAAUUUCUCAUCGUAGGGCUGUGUCCGGAAUAAUAACCUGUGGUGUCAAAUGUUUUAAAGUAUGUAAUCUCAGUACUAAAGGAAAUAAAAUAAAUAUAAAUAUU
This is a messenger RNA of Hypanus sabinus (Atlantic stingray), 6218 nucleotides long. RefSeq names its product hypoxia-inducible factor 1-alpha-like. Gene Ontology annotation, molecular function: DNA-binding transcription factor activity, RNA polymerase II-specific; protein dimerization activity; RNA polymerase II transcription regulatory region sequence-specific DNA binding. NCBI's taxonomy places the organism in Eukaryota, Metazoa, Chordata, Chondrichthyes, Myliobatiformes, Dasyatidae. The transcript has 13 exons. The coding region runs from base 144 to 2429 and encodes 761 amino acids. Gene Ontology annotation, biological process: cellular response to hypoxia; regulation of transcription by RNA polymerase II. The record is from RefSeq and is a predicted model, not a curated record.